AUGCAAUUUGAAGUUUUAUUUCUACUAUUAAUAUUAUUUUUCAAUCAAAUUUCUCAUUUUGCUUCAAAUGAUUGCUAUCACGAAUUCAUCGUUUUCUCACUUGACAAUCAACAAAAUAAUACUUUUGAGAAGGACUUUACCUUUUUGGAUGAUUCAAAAAGUUGUGACCAAUUUCUUACAAAUUUAUUGCCUAUGGAAAAUGACAAAGACGGAAAAGGACAUAUUCCAUAUUGUCCGGGUGAUUUGCUAGAAGUUGAUUUAAUGCCAUAUUCUGUUUUUCCUGAUGGGCAAAAUAUUCUUCCAUAUGUUAAAUUGAAUAUAUCCUUUGCUGCAAGAUCCUCAAAAAUCCAAGAAAUUUAUUUUCAAUUUCGCUGUUUAUAUUCUCCUAACAAGGAAGAUUAUUUGUGUCACAAACAAGAAAUUCUAAUUCGAAAAUGGGGAAGAAUGAUUUGGCCAUGUAGGCGUUUGAAGAUUGGAGAUUAUUUUAAAGAUAAGGAUGAACUUGCAAUUUUCUUCUCAUAUACUUGUUAUAAUCUGUUCAGUCUCAGUCAAUAUUUACUCGAUAUUUUUGUUAUUAAAAAUCGUGAUGGAUCUCUUUGUAGAAAAACUUUUUUAUUAACUACACCGUUGGAACGUCAAUUAGACCCAAAAAUUGCUUACUUCUACAGUGGAAAUGGAAAAUGGCCUGAAUUUCUUCAACAAAAUCACUUGGCUAGAUGGUCUCCUCUUAUUUAUGUUGAUCUUUCUUAUUCUGAUGAAAUUUUAGUCAAUUUAAGUCCAAUGCGUUGGAUAUGGCCUUCAAGAGAUGUUAACCUUUCUAUAUUUUCUGUUUACGAUUUUGAUGAUUUUUCUCAUCAAAAUGAAACAAAAAAUGAGAAACAUUUGUUGGUAGCUAAUGAAAGAAUACAUCCACAAAAAUAUGAUAAAAAUAGUUUAUUUGUUAAUUUAUUUGAAUCAAAACAGCAUUGGAGGAAAUAUUGGAAAAAUGUUGAUUCAGGGAAAUAUAUACUUUAUGCUUUUCUUGACAAUAAUCAAUGUGAACUUGUUUGUGAUAAAAAUUCGUUUGCUGGCAAAAAUUGUAUAGAAUGUCCACAUACAGCGUUGAACUUUACUCUUUUUGAAUCAAAAUAUUCUAAUGAAUGGAAGAGGAGAAAGACGCUAAUAUUAAUUUCCAAAUAUGCUGUUAUUCUACUUUUAGCUGCUAUUUUAAUUACAUCAAUUCUUUUCCUUUCAUUGCGUUUUUGGAGGCAAAGAGCUCUUCAAAGACGGCAACCACAAAGUGUCGAAUUAACAAAACGCCCAAAAGUUCUUAUUCUCUACACAGACGAUUGUCAGCAACAUACAGAUGCUGUUAUGGCUUUGUGUAAAAUUUUGGAAGAAAAUGCUAAUGCUAUUUGUUUUGUUGAUCAGAAGGAAUUUUUACAAAAUCCAACUGUCCGCCCUGGCGUUUGGCUAGUAGAAAAAUUAGGCGAAUGCGAUUUUGUUUUAACAAUAUUUUCUGAAUGUUCAAGGCAUGUAAUGGCUGGACAAAAAUUGGCACAAAGAAGACAUUUUUCUGAUUAUUUUAAUUGUGCUGUUCGAUUUGUUAUUUCGAAAAUAAACGAUAUUGCUUCAAAUGAGGGACUUGUCAAAAAUGGUGUAAUAAUUCGUCAAAGACGUACAACAUCAAAGCAUCAAAGAACGGAUUCUUCUCUUAAAAAUGGAGGAAUUACUUCUCAUGACAGUCCAAAGGAUUCAACAUCUGAAACUUCUGAAAAUUCUACGUCUUCUCGACUCAAUCAAUUCGCGUUUGCUCGUUUUUCCUACUCCCCUUCUAAUUCAAUUCCGCCUUUCUUUAAAUCUACUCUAUUUUGUGCUGGUUUUGGAUCGCUUAUUUUGCCUCAAAAUAUUGGUCCUUUGAUUGCUUGGAUUCAUGGAAUUUUGAAUGACAAAAAAGAUUUACUAAAUGAAACGGAGAAAAAUAAUAGAUUUGAACAUCAAGCUGAUCUGAGUCCUUUAAAUGAUGCUAUAGAAGAAUUUAAGCGUUUUGAAUUGAAAAAUCCAAAUUGGAUGAAUGAAAGAUUUGACAUUGGAAAAGAUAAAAAAGGAGAAGAACAAGAUGAUUCUGUUUCCAAUGAAUUACCUCAAGUUAAUCAACAUCUACACAUUCCUAACUUUGCUGAGAGGGCAGAAAUUGCAGAACGAUAUGGUCUUUUGGGACUAGACGAAAAUGAUGAGGAAAUGGAUGAGGAAAAUAAUGAAGAGUUGAAUGAAAUUAGAAACGAUACUGGCCUUCCUCAGUCAUUACACACUCAAAGAAUUGGUCCAAAGAGAUAUGAAUUGAUUGGAAGACUUGAAGAUUAUGACAGUUCUUCAAAUAAUUCUUGA
Messenger RNA from Meloidogyne enterolobii, 2367 nucleotides. NCBI's taxonomy places the organism in Eukaryota, Metazoa, Nematoda, Chromadorea, Rhabditida, Meloidogynidae. The record is from the annotation of a GenBank genome assembly.